Molecule: messenger RNA, 2121 nt
Organism: Poeciliopsis prolifica (blackstripe livebearer)
Lineage: Eukaryota; Metazoa; Chordata; Actinopteri; Cyprinodontiformes; Poeciliidae
Gene: kcnj19a
Product: potassium inwardly rectifying channel subfamily J member 19a
Exons: 4
Coding region: 247-1794 (515 amino acids)
Biological process (GO): potassium ion import across plasma membrane; regulation of monoatomic ion transmembrane transport
Cellular component (GO): plasma membrane
Molecular function (GO): G-protein activated inward rectifier potassium channel activity
Source: RefSeq, a predicted model, not a curated record
GUGUGUAGUGGACGGACCCUGCGCGUCAGUCAGAACACACAGAGGCAGAGCGCACGGAGAAGAGCAGAGACUCAUUGGUGUGAUGUGAAAUGACCAAGAGGACCGUGGAGCUUUUCAGCAAGCGAACACCUACUGUGCAAUAAAAGCAAAGAGGCAGUAGGUAACCAAUCCGUUGGAGACUAAAACUCUAAACACAUCAUGGAUUAAACUGGGACUGUUGCGCGGGUUAACACCAGACGGGCGGACAUGGCAGCACUUCGGAGGAAAUUUGGAGAAGACUACCAGGUAGUGAACACCAACCGGGCAACUACUUUCUCUGCCCCGGUGAAGAAGAAACGCCAACGCUUCGUGGAGAAGAACGGCCGCUGCAACGUGCAGCACGGGAACCUCGGCGGGGAGACCAGCAGGUACCUCUCCGACCUGUUCACCACUUUGGUGGACCUGAAGUGGCGCUGGAACCUGCUCAUCUUCAUCCUCACCUACACCAUCGCUUGGCUCGUCAUGGCAUCGAUGUGGUGGAUCAUUGCCUACAUCAGGGGGGAUCUAAAUCACGGCCACGAUCCGUCCUACACCCCCUGCGUGGCGAACGUUUACAACUUCCCUUCAGCGUUCCUCUUUUUCAUCGAGACCGAGGCUACCAUCGGCUACGGCUACCGGUACAUCACUGAGAAGUGCCCGGAGGGGAUCAUCCUCUUCCUGUUCCAGUCGCUGCUGGGCUCCAUAGUGGACGCCUUCCUCAUCGGCUGCAUGUUCAUCAAAAUGUCUCAGCCUAAGAAACGCGCGGAGACGCUCAUGUUCAGCCAGGACGCGGUGAUUUCUCAAAGAGACGGCAAACUCUGCCUCAUGUUCCGAGUGGGCAAUCUGCGCAACAGCCACAUGGUGUCCGCGCAGAUCAGGUGCAAACUCAUAAAGUCUCGUCAGACACCAGAAGGAGAGUUCCUGCCCCUGGACCAGUGUGAGCUGGAUGUUGGCUUCGGGACGGGAGCAGACCAGCUCUUCCUGGUGUCUCCUCUCACAAUCUGCCAUGAAAUAAAUUCCAGAAGUCCGUUUUUUGACUUGUCGCAGCGCUCCCUCAUGAACGAACAAUUUGAGAUCGUCGUUAUCCUCGAAGGCAUCGUGGAGACCACGGGUAUGACAUGCCAAGCGCGGACAUCAUACACCGAAGAUGAGGUUUUAUGGGGCCACCGCUUCCUGCCCGUCAUGUCUCUGGAGGAAGGCUUUUUCAGAGUGGACUACUCUCAGUUCCACAGCACAUUUGAGGUUCCAACACCUCCAUAUAGCGUCAAAGAGCAGGAGGAAAAAAACUCGUUGCCUUCACCUCAGUCCACUCCCACCCCCGCACUGACUGAGAGCCACGGCGCCCGGCGUGACCGGGUGUUUUCCGUGGAUUGCAUCAACACUUCAGAGGAGAGGGGCCGUCAGGGAGGAGCAGGCGGCCGGCUGCCGAGCAAGCUGCAGAGGAUGAGCUCGUCCGGGAAGGAGGACCUGCAGAGGAAGGUGCUUUUGCUCACCUCCCAGCAUGCAGAGAAGGCGUGCAGCACAGGGGACCUCCCCAUGAAGCUGCAGAGGCUGAGCUCCUCCCCCAGCCCAGGAGCACAAAAUCGGCUGCAACUCAAGUCACUCAAGGUGGGCUUUGAGCCCAUGACACAGUCAACAGGAGACCUGUACCAGUGCAGCCCUCCAACCACGCUGUCACCCACUCCUGUGCCCAUGCAUAGCCCCCUUCUGUCAGCUGGAGGGAGGCUGGAGGACAAUCUGCCACCAAAACUGCGAAAAAUGAAUGCUGACCGCUGAAAUCUGGACAGCAACCAUCAAACACGAGAAGGUGCUGCAUACAGUAAACAACAAAAAGCAAUUAUAAUGGGGCAAGAAAGUCUUUUAGGCAACUUGUGGGUCUUUUUUUCUUUGAGAACAAACUAUUACUGGAAAUACUGUGAUUUCUGUGCUUCGUAACGAAGGAAUAGACAAAAGACACGUAUUUACUGGAUCAUUCUGAGAAGAAUUGUGCAUGUCUACAAUAAAUCUAUUGUUUUAUUUAUGCACCACUAUACUCAGUAGUCAAUCUUAGUUUUAAUCAAGUAUAAAUUAUAUCAAAAUGAAAAUAAAUACAGUUUGAUAUUC